GCCGUAUUUCAGCGGCCUCCAUGUUCCAGGCUCGCCUGAUCUUCCUUAGUGACCCACUUUCUCUCCAGCACUGAUAGAGAACCCCUGCUGAUUGCGUCCCUUGAGGUCGUACCCGACCUGACCCUUGUGGUUGAGACCCGCUUUAAAAUGGAGUCUGGAUCAACCCCGCCAACGGACAAACAGAUUCGCGAAAAUGAACAAGACUGCCCGGACAUCAGGGCAAGCUUCUUGCUCGGCCCACAUUGACAAGACAACAACCAUCUCAUUCAGUCAGUCAGUCACCCCAAACGCCAGACUGUCUUACCAUUGCCAACAUGUCGGCCGACCAACACCUCCAAGCUCUCACAAAGGUUGUGGUGAACAACCUGGAAAAUCAACACGACUGGACUCAGGUCCAGAUACACAUUCAGGACAACCUCCCUCGACCUCUCAUCUAUGGACUCCCGCCAAAGCGCCUCUAUGUGCACCCCGAUGAGCAGAUCGACAUCAUCAAGGCCGAGAAGCAGUUGAACCAGCGUGUUCCCCAGGAGCCUGAGCUGGAAUGGGUUCUUCCGCUGCACCUGGCUGAGAAAUGGUCCAUCAGCGACUUCGCGGCCGUCUUUGAUGCCAUCACGGCCAUCCCUCCCGGAGGCGAGUUUGUGAACGCCAACGAGGAUGCCCAGUGGCAGUUAUGGAGGGGCCCGAAGCGUGGCAAGCGUAUCUUGCUCGCGACCGUCCAAGAUGAUUCAACUGUUACGUACUACUGGAUGCACAACGGCCUCGUGAAGCCUAGACAGAACUGAGAGAGUUACCAGGCACACCAAAGUUCCGCAUCCGUCGGUGCAUUGCGGUAGUUGUCUGUCUGUCUGUGGAAGUACUUGUAGAUGGCUAGGCUAUUUG
Neurospora hispaniola is the source of this 879-nucleotide messenger RNA. RefSeq names its product tRNA-splicing endonuclease subunit Sen15. The transcript has a single exon. Gene Ontology annotation, cellular component: tRNA-intron endonuclease complex. NCBI's taxonomy places the organism in Eukaryota, Fungi, Ascomycota, Sordariomycetes, Sordariales, Sordariaceae. Gene Ontology annotation, biological process: tRNA-type intron splice site recognition and cleavage; tRNA splicing, via endonucleolytic cleavage and ligation. The coding region runs from base 315 to 782 and encodes 155 amino acids. The record is from RefSeq and is a predicted model, not a curated record. Gene Ontology annotation, molecular function: nucleic acid binding; tRNA-intron lyase activity.